Messenger RNA from Polyodon spathula (Mississippi paddlefish), 3815 nucleotides. RefSeq names its product PX domain containing serine/threonine kinase (gene pxk). Gene Ontology annotation, cellular component: extrinsic component of endosome membrane; early endosome; late endosome. The transcript has 18 exons. Bases 115 to 1773 code for a protein of 552 amino acids. Gene Ontology annotation, molecular function: protein kinase activity; phosphatidylinositol binding; actin binding. The record is from RefSeq and is a predicted model, not a curated record. Lineage: Eukaryota; Metazoa; Chordata; Actinopteri; Acipenseriformes; Polyodontidae. Gene Ontology annotation, biological process: protein phosphorylation; protein targeting to lysosome; early endosome to late endosome transport.
ACUGUGAUGACACUGAAACGUUCUCGCUGGUCAUUCCCUGUGGUACAGACCAUCCUACCUUAAAUUCGACUCGGAUACUGCGACCAGCUAGCCUUCUUCGCUCAGAGGUUGGCAAUGGCGUUCAUGGAGAAGCCCCCUGCGGGAAAGGUCCUGCUGGACGACACGGUGCCUCUGACCGCAGUGAUCGAGGCGAGCCAGAGCCUGCAGUCCCACACGGAAUACAUUAUCCGUGUUCAGAGAGGUGUAUCUACAGAGAGCAGCUGGCAGGUGUUAAGAAGAUACAGUGACUUUGAUAUGCUGAACAGUAAUUUACAGAUCUCAGGGCUCAGUUUGCCUCUCCCACCCAAGAAGUUAAUUGGGAAUAUGGACCGCGAGUUCAUUGCUGAGAGACAGAAGGGACUUCAGAACUACCUGAACUUCAUCACCACCCACCACAUCCUGUCAGGCUGCGAGCUGGUUAAAAAGUUCCUGGACACCAACAGCUAUUCAGCAAACUACACAGAAAUAGCCUUGCAGCAAGUGUCUAUGUUCUUCAGGUCUGACCCUAAAUGGGAGGUAGUAGAACCUUUAAAGGAAAUAGGCUGGAGGAUACGGAAGAGAUAUUUUUUAAUCAAAAGUAAAAAUCAACCUAAAGAGCGGCAAGUCUUAAGUUGGGCUGACCUGGGACCUGAUAAGUUCCUGUCAGAUAAAGACUUGCAGUCUGCAAUGAAGCUGCUCCCCACUUUAUCUCAUCCCUACAUUUACCCAGUCACCUUUGCUUCAGCCAGCGAGUCCUCAGCCCUCGUGAUUAGAGUGUUCAAUGAGAAGGGAACACUAAGGGAUCACAUCUGUAAGGCCAAGCCGAAAGACCCUUUCUUGAAGAAGUACUGCAAUCCCAAGAAGAUCCAGGGCCUAGACCUUCAGGAGAUUAAGACGUUUGGACGGCAAAUUCUAGAGGUUCUAAAGUUCCUUCAGGACAAAGGGAUCCCAUAUGGUCACCUGCACCCCUCCAAUGUGUUGCUGGACGGGGACAGCUGCAAGCUGCUGGACCUGGAGAACUCCCUGCUGGGACUGCCUUCCUACUACCGGGCCUACUUCACACACUUCAGGAAGAUCAGUACAACUGAGAGUAUCGAUGUGUACUCUUUUGGACACUUACUGUAUGAAAUGACCUACGGGAGACCUCCAGAUGCUGUCCCAGUGGACUAUUUCCCUCCUGCUCCCUCCGCUUCUAUCACAUCUGUCCUCCAGUCCAUCCUCUCCACUGAAGCCUGCAGAACUGGAAUGCCCACAGUGACUCAGCUCUUACAGACUCCGUUGUUCAGCGAUGUUUUGCUGCUCAGUUCAGAGAAGCCUCAACUCAAGAUCUCAACCAAGUUAAAGGAGGCCCUGAAAACCGCCAACGACUGCGUGGAAAAGAGACUACUGGAAGAACAGAAAAUGAUUCACCAACAUAAGCGACUAACCAGGGCACAGUCUCACCAUGGAUCAGAGGAAGAAAAAAAGAAAAGAAAGAUUUUGGCAAGAAAGAAAUCCAGGCAGUCAGCUUAUGAGAAUGAUGAAGAUCUGUCGGCGAAAUAUAACAACUCCAAUAAUUCUGGUUCAGGGGCGAGCUCCCCUCUCACAUCUCCAUCCUCCCCCACUGCAGUGAUGUAUGGGAUUGGCAUUGGGGUCAGAACUAACUGCUUCUUCUCUGAUUCACCCAGGAGUGCCCCCCCCCCCCUCCUCCUCCUCCUCCUCCUCCUACUGCUACCCCCACCCCCUCCCUCAGCAGCGCCCCUGCUGGGGAUGUAGUCAGUCGAGGUGCCCUCCUCAGCUCCAUUCAGAACUUCACCAAGUGCAGCUUGAAGAAGACUGAGAUCCGGGACCGCAGCGCCCCCCAGUUCAGAUGAGCAGGGGGCUGGAGGCUGGAGGUUUCCAUCUCAUGCAAGGGUGCAUGGUGCUGCAGUUUAUUUUCACUGGACUUGUUUUGUACUGUACAGAGAGCUGCAGUAACAGCUGGAUAUUAAUCAAAUGUGUUUUGCAACAAAUAUAAAUGUUCACAAAAAAAUGAUUCUGGUUUUAUAACUUCAAUAGGCAAGUGUCAUGUGGAUUUUAGGGCCACCUAGUGGAGAAACAACAUCUGGUUGUAAUGUUUGACCUUUAAUUAUUGAGCAUAAUAUUUCUGGAUUUACUUUUAUCUGCAGUAAUUUUUAAAUGUUAAUCAGUUGAAGACAGUACUCUCUAGCAACAAUAUAACACUAAGUAUGCACACUCAACAAAACUUUCUCCUAGACUAUUUCCCCCAAAUAAGUACUAUGUAGAUUAUGGCUAAAGUCACUCCUCUUAAGGUGACAUUGUGUUGAACAAUUCCAUUUUUUUUUUACUUAGGGAGGCAGGUUUCUGUGGGAAACACUGGAGACAUGCGAGUCCAGGGAUCUCCCCUGAAAUUGCACUUGGCAGUCACAGUGGUGUAUUGAAGGUGCCUCUUGAACUUGCAUUCAAUAUCAGUGUUGCUGUUAAACUGCUUUAACUGAGGUUUGAACCUGAAAGCAAGUCACAAGAAAGACAGUUUUAUGGGCUAAAUUUAAUGAAGCAAUUUUAAACCAGUGUCCAAAACAUACUGCAGCUUCAGCGCAGAAUCAGUGGAUGAAUGUAGCCGUUUCCAGGUUUAACCUGUACCUUCGUUUCAAAAACUAAGAUUAAAUAACAGAUUUUAUUGAUAAAGUACACACAAUCACAUUUUAACAUUAUAAAGCAUGGUUUUGGAGUAUUGUGUUUUUUUUAUUAAUUUUUUUAUUAAGACUGAACAAAAUAUUGGUUUUAAUAAAUGAAAUAAACGAACAAGCAAAUGACAGUUGGAUGCUCGUGCAUGCCAGUGUGAUGCUGUUGGAACAGUAUUCUUCAUGUCCGGAGCAGUAGACCAGGACUAGCGUUCCACCUGAUUGACUAGGAGUUUGGAUUUGGUCCCUGUCAUCUUUUCUCAGCUCUCAGAUAGUCUUUGUCUCCACAGCAUCACUGUAAACACAUUAGAGCUUAUCUACAGUAUUUAGCAGUCCAUUUGAUGUUCAUACAGCCAUGGUCAAAAGUUUUGCAUCACCGUAUAGAAUUAACACUUUUGGUUCUUAAAGUGGAAUGAACCCUGCUGAAUAAUGUUAUGUUAACAUGUUGAAUUACACAGCGCUUUGUAGUUUGAACCAUUCAAGGAGGGUUUAAUUGAAACCAAUAGACUGGGCUGACUGUGAUUCCACCAGUCCUUGCAGUGUUCUGAAACCUGAAGCUGCAGAGCCCCAGUCACGUUCACUUUUAUAUAAAAAUAUAAGUGUGUCAAUGUCUGCUCUUUCAACAAACUAAACUGUAGUCUGAUGUAAAACCAUAGACACACAUUUCUUCCCCUUUGAAACCUUCAUGCCGCUGUGUCACUACUUGCUGCAGGAAAAGACCAUGAUAUAUUUCCGUAAACUGGGCCACUUUUGCACAAGAGUGCCCUAAAGGUCCCGCAAAAUAUACUGUGCCUCCCCAGGCAUACUGUACCCCCAUCCCAGUCUGACGGUGUCCUUUGAGUGGAAUCUCAUUGAAGAGUUACUGCAAUACUUCUGCGUUAAGCAUGCUGGUAAAUGUGUUGCAUUAUUUUCCUUUCAUUACACUUACAGAUUACUGGUGAGAAUUAACUUCUAAACAUGAUGUAAUGUGUGUAAUAUAUUCUUGUGACUUAAGCAUUGUUUUUUUUACAAGAACAUGUAUCUUCAGAUGGAAGUGUCUGUGCCCAUGCAGAGGUUAUCAUUGUGUUCUAUGUAUAUAUGUACACAUUUUCAUGUAAUCUGUGAGAAUAUUUUUAUUAAAAUAAUUAAUUAAUC